CACCACCCCAUCCCUCGACCUCAGCCACCAUGACUCUCGCCGUCGACCUCCUCAACCCCACUGCCGAGAACCAGGCCCGCUCGCACAAGCUGAAGCGGCUGGUACAGAACCCCAACUCGUUCUUCAUGGACGUCAAGUGCCCCGGCUGCUUCGCCAUCACCACGGUCUUCAGCCACGCCCAGACCGUCGUGCUCUGCGGCAGCUGCGCCACCGUGCUGAGCCAGCCCACCGGCGGCAAGGCCCGCCUGACCGAGGGCUGCUCCUUCCGGCGCAAGGGCAACUAAGCGGCUCUCGUAGCCGCCUUGGUUCCUUCGUCUCAGCCUCUCGUCAUCAUCUCGCACAUACACAUCCUCAUGCCCUGUUCCCGCGGUCCCUUCUCACCCACACGCACCACCCACAUCUCGGUGCGCGCCCAAGCAGACGUGCAAUCUGCUUCGUCAUGCUCCGGUCUCGCUCCGCACGAACCGGCGGCAGCCGCAUCCUGACUGCACGGUCUCGAUGCGAGCCACUCUGACGGGAG
Messenger RNA from Tilletiopsis washingtonensis, 520 nucleotides. Its product is annotated as putative 40S ribosomal protein S27. Gene Ontology annotation, cellular component: ribosome; cytosolic small ribosomal subunit. Lineage: Eukaryota; Fungi; Basidiomycota; Exobasidiomycetes; Entylomatales. Gene Ontology annotation, molecular function: RNA binding; structural constituent of ribosome. Gene Ontology annotation, biological process: ribosomal small subunit assembly; translation. The record is from RefSeq and is a predicted model, not a curated record. Bases 30 to 284 code for a protein of 84 amino acids. The transcript is spliced from 3 exons.